AUGCUACUUUUGAUAUUAAGCGACUCGCAUAUUCCCGAUCGUGCACUUGACCUUCCAUCUAAAUUUAAGAAGCUGUUAAGCGUACCUAAUAAAAUUGGACAGGUUUUACUGCUGGGUAACUCAACAAGGUCAUACCAGUUUUUGAAGUUUGUUAAUGAAAUUUCUAAUAAUGUUGUCAUAGUUCGUGGUGAAUUCGAUAAUGCUAUGAUAUCUACGACGCAGAACUUAAAAGAGGAAAUCCCUAUGAAUACAAUUAUUAAACAGGGUGAUUUCAAAAUUGGGUGCUGUAAUGGAUAUACAUUAGUUCCAAAGAGCGAUCCUUUAGCGCUUCUAACUCUCGCUCGACAGCUAGACGUAGAUAUUAUGUUAUGGGGUGGAACACACAGUGUAGAAGCUUAUACUUUGGAGGGGAAAUUCUUUAUUAACCCUGGUUCAUGUACUGGCUCUUAUAGUACAGAUUGGCCGAUCCAGCUGGAUUCAGUGCAAGGUGUGAAGAAAUUAAUUGGACAAUCGGGUAACUGUAAAUCUGGAGGUGACGCUGUUACUGAAUCUGCGGCCCCUAACCUGGGUUCUGCAAAAAGAGCAGAAGAUACACGUCAUAGUCCAGUGCGGACCGAGAAAGAAGAUGUUAAACCGAAUGAUAGAAAUGACAGUCAUAUUAAGGGACAAAAGCAUGAUGAAUCUCAAAAAGAAACUGCAACGACCGAAGAUGAAGAUGAAAAUUCAGAAAACGAUGAGGAAAUUGAUGAAGUGGAUGUGAAUGGUGGGUGCAUUCCCAGCUUCUGUCUACUGGAUAUUUCGGGUGACACUUGCACCCUUUAUAUCUAUACAUACGUAAACGACGAGGUCAAGGUUGACAAAGUAGUGUAUAAGAAGGAUUAG
Molecule: messenger RNA, 882 nt
Organism: Eremothecium sinecaudum
Lineage: Eukaryota; Fungi; Ascomycota; Saccharomycetes; Saccharomycetales; Saccharomycetaceae
Gene: VPS29
Product: retromer subunit VPS29
Exons: 2
Coding region: 1-882 (293 amino acids)
Biological process (GO): intracellular protein transport; retrograde transport, endosome to Golgi
Cellular component (GO): retromer complex; endosome
Source: RefSeq, a predicted model, not a curated record